Oldenlandia corymbosa var. corymbosa is the source of this 2092-nucleotide messenger RNA. NCBI's taxonomy places the organism in Eukaryota, Viridiplantae, Streptophyta, Magnoliopsida, Gentianales, Rubiaceae. The record is from the annotation of a GenBank genome assembly.
UAACGAGUGAAGAAAAAAAACGAUAUUGAAAUUUCAAUAGGAGGGAACAACCGAACAAGGGAAGGAAAACAAAGACCUGGGUUGUUGAAGAAAUUUAAUUGAGAUACUCGACUUGUUUCAGCUUGAUUUGACUACGAUUUUCCGUCUCCCAAAUCUCCAAACACGUUACCAGAAUAAAAGGGUCGGUUUUUGAUCUCUGGCGGCGGCGGAGGAAGUGGCAGCCGGAGCUGUUUCCGCACUCUUUUUUGUGAGGAAGGCGGAGACGGGUAAGGGAAGAAGUUUCUUGCUGUAAGAAUGGCGGGGAGGACAAUGGAGUGGGCGGCCAAAGCAACUCACUUGAGAGGAAUACCGAGAAAAUUGGUGUUCUCGGCUGCCGGAGCCUUCGCUAAAGCUGUGGUCAAUUUGCUCAACAACACCACCGUUCACAAUGCGGAUACACUGAUUCGUCUUGUUCGAUCCCGCCCUCCGGGUGUGCCUCUCAUUACCGUCAGCAAUCAUAUGUCCACGUCAGUCAGUCAGUCUUGCCUUCUUGCUCUCUUGAUUAUUUACUGUAAACUAUUUUUGGUAGUUUUGAUCCUCUGUUUCUUCUGACUCUUAAGUGGCUCUGUGAAUUAGUCUUCUUUGGGUUAAGAGAUAGAAUGAGCUCAUUUUUCACUUAAAUCCCAUGAAACUGAAGGGAAAUAUGUCAUCUUUUAGAAUGUUGUCAUUUGAAGUUGUGUUAAUGCGGCUACUCUAAUUAUGAGUUGCAAUUCUUUUCGAUUUUUUGUCAGCAUAUUGAGACUGAACAAUGUUGUGAUGUUUUUAUGCUGAGCAAACCAAUAGUAGGUGUAGUUAAAACGUGAUGGUUUGAAAAUUGUGAAUGAGAUAUGUUUAGAAUUAGAGAUAAAAACUUCCUUUCUAGAGUAGUUAUGAGGCACCUGAUUGAUCUUUUAUCUGGUGGUAUUAACUAGGAGUUGGGAUUAUUUUGAUUCCAUUUGGAUUUUCUAGUGCUUCUUAUGUUUCUGUUGAACGUAAUGCAGGUUAGACGAUCCACUUAUGUGGGGUUUCAAAGGCUUUCCUGCUACAGAUCCAAGUCUUGGACGCUGGGUUUUGGCUGCUGAAGAUAUUUGCUUUAAAAAUCCGGUGUUUUCGUAUCUUUUCCGACUUGGGAAAUGCAUACCUGUAACACGAGGAGGGGGAAUUUAUCAGGAACACAUGAAUGAAGCUCUUGAUCGUUUGAGGGAUGGAGCUUGGUUACAUACAUUUCCAGAAGGAAAAGUGUGUCAGGAAGUUACAGCUAUAAGAAGAUUAAAAUGGGGAACGGCCAGUCUUAUAGUCCGUGCUCCUGUAACUCCAAUUGUUUUACCAAUUGUUCAUCAUGGUUUCGAAAAGGUAAUGCCAGAGAAAUAUAUGUUUGAUAGAAGACCACUGGUGCCAUUGUGGGGUAAGGAUAUUGAUAUUGUUGUUGGGGAGCCAAUAGAGUUUGAUGUUCCUAAACUGAAGGAGAUGGCAAUUUCCGAGUCGAGGAAUCCUAGUCAUUCUGGUGCCACUUGGCGAACUCUUAAACCUUGCGGACUGGAUGAAGCAGCACAACGCCAUCUAUACUCAACUAUAUCAGAGCAAAUUAGGAUCGUCAUGGAGAGAUUAAGAAAUCUUGGAAAAGCUGAGGCGUUGAGUUUAGGUCAACGAACUGAACUUUGAUAGUUAUGGAAUGAUUUUAAGUUAACAGCAACACUGGAGUUAGUCUAGGGUUUUGCUGCAGUUUCUGCUGCUGUCUUUCCACCUCCCUGGAUUCAUUGAGGGCCGAAUUGUCUUCACAUGUCAAUGGAUCAUCUAGACACAAGAAUUAGUAAGCAAGUAGAAUGAUAUUUUUUUCCUCCCGGACUAUAGAGAGAGUAGCAAAUUGCUGCAGGCUCUGUGGACUACCACCAUCAAAUUGAUUUAUUAUUGGAUGGGGUAUACCCUGGGAUUUUGUGGUUGAGUUUUCUAUUGAGUAAUCUGUGACUACUGAACGGCAGGAUUCCAAUGAUACUGCCUCGUCGCAUUCAGCAGACUAUAUCUUUCAUGUUGACAGAGAAGCUAUUGUUUUCACUUUCUAAUCUCGCAAAUUGCA